AUGAUGCCUGUCACAGUACAGGCCACAGCCGACGGUGAGAUUUCGGUCUCAGCCCACCAAAUUGUCCAAGUGCUACAGAGAAUCCACUCAAAUAAUGGAGGUUCUAUCACUGGCUCAUUAUAUACUCGCCAGUUGCCCUUAAAUAAUGGAAUUGAUGAGGCCAAAGAUGAUUCUUUGACAUUUUCAGGAGGUGACUCAGCUAGACGUCUACCACGUGGUCAGUCUGCCGGUCCAAAUCCCACCUUACUUGUAUCUAACUUGAACUUGUCUCAGCCAGCACCUCGUCCUGUUUCAUUGAGUUCUGAAAAGCCCUCUGAGGUCUCAGUUGAAGAGUCAGUCGCCUCUCAGGAUCAGGAGUCUGGUGGCUGGGCUCUUGUACGAGUGGUCGCUACUGGCAGCGCUACAUCGACACGGGCACCCGUGGCUGAAGGUCUGAUUCCCGUCCGACUUAUUGGCGCACCCACAGGUCGUAGAUCUAUUACUUCUGCUGCUUCUGUUGUAUGCGCAACAAAUAAUGGCACUUCGGUUUGCAGUCAGGCUUUGCUAAUAGGUGGAACCUCGAUGCCUGGACCUGAAAGUGGACAUCAUCAGCGCAGAGCUAGCACUGGAAUGGGAGUACGUAGAUGGCUAGCUGGCUCUAGUGGAGGCAGUGGAAGUGGAGGUACAUCUACAGGGGCUGGCGCUAGUUGCAGCAGUGCGAAAGAGCGCCGCGCACAACGGGAACAGACGGCGGCAGCAGUAGCUGCGGGCUCAGCUGUUAUUGUUAAUGGUGCCCCAAAACGCGGUUCCAAGGCUGAUUUUCAGGUCAAAAUUUAUUUACGCUACUACAUGGCUUUUAAUUAUGAGCUUAGUUACCCUCGUGCAUUGCGUGAAUUGUGA
This is a messenger RNA of Protopolystoma xenopodis, 879 nucleotides long. NCBI's taxonomy places the organism in Eukaryota, Metazoa, Platyhelminthes, Monogenea, Polystomatidea, Polystomatidae. The record is from the annotation of a GenBank genome assembly.